Messenger RNA from Verticillium dahliae VdLs.17, 2509 nucleotides. RefSeq lists its product as uncharacterized. The transcript has a single exon. The record is from RefSeq and is a predicted model, not a curated record. Lineage: Eukaryota; Fungi; Ascomycota; Sordariomycetes; Glomerellales; Plectosphaerellaceae. The coding region runs from base 1 to 2166 and encodes 721 amino acids.
AUGACAGCCAUGCUUCGGAACGACUCCGUGCAGGGCUUCUCGGUCUCGCAGCCCAACUUGGGCGCUGCCCUGCAGUUCAUUCCUGCUAUGGGCAGCCAGCUGCUGGACGAGCUAAUCCAUGCCUACAUCCCCGGCGACGCUUCCAUCCAGGACAAGCGCUCAUUCGUUUCCAUGGACUUCUUCGAGUACUCUCGCUUGACCGGCGAGACCUUCAGGUACUACCCAGUCGCAGCACGUAACACGGCAACCUCGUCUGCCAGUUCAAGCCCCGCCCAGGAUUCCGGAUACGCAUCCCAGUUUGUGUCGCCCGUGAUUUCGGACGGCAGCUUCUCGACGCCUGCCUCUGUCGACAUCGCGACCCCUGCUUCCUUCUUCCAAGAUACUGUUGUUCAGCAGGCCCCCAAGAAGGCUCCAAAGAAGGCCGUUGCCUCCUCGUCUCGGUCGCCCGCUAAUGACUUCUCACACAUCCCCGGAAUGAAGAUCAUGACCCGUGAUGGCCUGGACAUCACCAACUCGGCCUCUCGUGGCUGCAAGACCAAGGAGCAGCGCGACCACGCACACUUGAUGAGAAUCAUCAAGGCAUGCGAUGCCUGCAAGAAGAAGAAGAUCCGAUGCGACCCUAGCCACAAGAAGCGCACGACGACACAGGCACAGGCUCCGGCACCCUCUCAAUCCCAAUCACGACCGAAGCCUUCCAAGAAGCUCAAGCAAGCUGCAAUCGAAGCACCGGUUGCCGCGCCACAAGAUUUAGGCAUAUUCGACGCGUCUUCCUUCACCAGGGAUGACGCUUUUGCCGACUUUGAGCUUCCCGUUACGACAAUCGAGUACCAGGAGUCUUGGGAGUCACUCGUUCACUACGAUGAUGAGCCCAUGUACUCUGUCCCUGUUGACUACGACUUCUUCUUCGACCCUGCUGGUCACUUCUCGCCCGGUUCGAACAGCUCUGCAUCCUCCUCUCAGCCAGCCGUCACUGCCCAACCGCAGCUCGUCUCUCGACCACCAACCACGCCACCGUCUCUCCCAUACAUGGGAGCCGGCAGCUCUAGUUCCAACUAUGUCGACUUUGAUCUGUUCUCGCCUGCUGCUAGCUUUAUCGACGACGAGUCUAUGCCUGUCAACGAUAUCGCCAACUUCCACGGGGAACGUAGGAGCGACAACGUGGCUUCCAAUGUUCGUCUGUCUUCGUCGAACCCUACAGCAAGCGCUAGCUUGAUCGGCUCUCUGCCCGGAUACCUUGAGAUUCAAGAAUGGCCCGAACCGGGCCUAGCUUGGUACAACUCUGGUGCGGAGACGUUGUGUGUAGGAAGGCAGACGCAGACACAGAACACACCGCUAGCGCAAGCGUCCCGCGCACCAUCUGCAGCAUCUCCACAGCUUCCCGAUACUCUAGUGGUAUGUCGAUACGUGUCCCCAACCAUGCCGAUGCCACUAACAAGUUGUCAGGAUGAACCUCUUAUAGAUGCACCAAGGAUAGUAUCGUCCGCAGCUCGCCAACACAGCUCGUCCACCGGUCGUGGCAGGCUAGACUUUGUGUCUCGUCCUCGGUCCUGUGGUGCAAUUGGUGAGGUCAUGCGCGAUAUCGCGGCGGCCAAUUCGGCACCACUAUCAAGCUUAAGCCCUUCGGUUGCUCGUACUUCCCAGAUUGCUACCGUUUCGGAUGCGUCAUCGUCGACAACGGUCGCUGCACGACUAAGGACUGGUGCGUCAGUGCAGAGGUCACAGUUCUCGUCGUCAGCCAGCCUCGCAAUCGCGACCGAUGCCCCUGAUGUACGCAGCAGCAGCGUGCCUGGGACUUCCGUCGUCGUUUCAUCUGCAAGCGAGAUUAUGUCAAGCCUCCUACCCACACCCCAUGUGAUCAGCGUGGCGGUGGCUUGCGGAGUUCUUGGUUGUGCACCCCUGUCUAUGGUGGUAUGCUUCCUUUCCUUUGUACUUGGGCUUGUCGCCCUGGGGUCGAUCUACUGCCCCCAGACCGCAUGGUCAGGUACGGAUCAGAGAAUCCACAAAACCACUCCCUUAUCCAGGAGUCAAGACAACAAGCAGAGCUUCCUCUCUCGACGAUGCGAGAGCUGGAGGUUCACAGCACAUAACGAGUGUCGCCAUAUGGACACGUUCUAUCCCACGAUGGGGCGCCUGGCGACUUCUAGGUUGCUGACGCUCACUCGGUAAAAGAUGGGCCACCUCGUUCUUGUUGUCUAUUGACUUGGAUGCGGCAUACCCGUUCCUCCGCGGCGUUACUUGAUGAUGUCGCUCGCUGGCGGGGAUGCUGCGCCGUGUAGCUGUACACUUUAGCGUGUGUACUGUUGUCGGUUAACUGGGAGCAUUUUUGGUUUUAUGAGAUACCCCUCUGUUCUUCAUUUUGGUCCACGUUUCUGCCUUGGUGGUGGUUUUGCCGGGACCGGCAUAUGGGCCAGUCAGUGUGAAGGGUUUUGGACGGGCUUGGGGAGGUGAGGUGGCUGGGAUGUGUGCGCUUAUUGCCCCUAGGUCUGUCGAUAAUCUACUGAUUUGGCUG